CAAAUUAUGUUGCACCGUGUAUAACCAACGAGCUAACGUUAGGCUAGUUAGAUAUAGCUAGCUAGCUUUAGAUUCUUACCCGCGUACGCAGCUGUAUGAUGAACACUAAACACACGAUUAUAGAGGGAUACUAAUGAAACUCGUUGGUGUCACUUUAUUUUACAACCACCACGCGGGUGUCGUCGACGUCUUCGGUUUAAUUGUUUUCAUCAUUAGCCGAUCCUGUGCUGGUCAGUUAGCUAGUUAGCCUCUUCAGCUAGCUAGGUAUAGUAGCGUAUGGGAGUCAAAGUUAGCUGUGACUUCCCCGGGUGUCUGGUGGCCUGAUCUCACAUUUUCGGACACGUCAAGGUUCCUAAAAUCUGUCUCUUGAUUUUGGGGGCUGUGAUGUCGGAGCCCAAAACCCCCACCCCCACUCCUGCUGGCGACACAUACAAAGGAUGGGUGUUCAAGUGGACAAAUUACAUCAAGGGUUAUCAGCGGAGGUGGUUUGUCCUGAGCAAUGGGCUUUUGUCCUACUACAGGACCCAAGCGGAGAUGGGCCACACGUGUCGAGGCACAAUCAACUUGGCCACAGCAACGAUCGCUGUGGAUGACGCCUGCAACUUUGUCAUCUCCAAUGGCGGAGCACAGACCUAUCACCUGAAGGCCAGCUGUGAAGUGGAACGUCAGCGCUGGAUCACUGCCCUGGAACUGGCCAAAGCCAAGGCAGCACGCAUGCAGGCUGAGUCAGAUGACUCGGGGGAUGACUUCUCCCCAUCUUCCCCACCGGUACCACCCGGACAAGGUGGCGGAUCACAGAAUUCAGAAGUCCAGUCUGCUCUCAGAACACUCGGCAGCAAGGUGGAGGACCUCAGCACCUGCAACGAUCUAAUUUCAAAGCAUGGCUCUGCCCUCCAGAGGUCUUUAUCAGAACUGGACAGCUUGCGUAUGACUGGGGAGGCUGGGGAUAAGAUCCGCCAGGUGACAGAGAGGGCCACGCUGUUUCGCAUCACCUCCAAUGCCAUGAUUAAUGCGUGCCGAGACUUUCUUGCGCUCGCUCAGGGUCACAGCAAGCGUUGGCAGAAAGCUCUUCAAGCGGAACGGGACCAGCGGGUCAGGCUGGAGGAGACUUUAGAGCAGCUGGCCAAGCAGCACAACCACCUGGAGAGAGCGUUCAGAGGGGCUGCACAGGCUAAUGCUACUACAGACAAUAAAAGUGCUGCUGGGCCGGGAAAAGGUGAGGCCAGUGACGAAGAUGACGACAAUGAGUUCUUUGAUGCCAUGGAAGAAGCGCCUGAGUUCAUCACUGUGCCUGCAGACCCGCGGUUCCACAAAAGGUCGAGCAGUAAUAUCAGCGGUUUCAACAGUGAAAUGUGUCCUGAUGAUCAAUCGCUUAAUGAGGAGCCUUUAGCGAUGAACCCAGAAUCUCCCUCACAGGAGUUGGUACCACUGAAGAAGAGGCGGACACGCAUCUCAGACAAACCCAACUACUCUCUCAACCUGUGGAGUAUCAUGAAGAACUGUAUUGGCAAAGAGCUGUCCAAGAUCCCGAUGCCUGUAAACUUCAACGAGCCCAUAUCCAUGCUGCAGCGGUUGUCGGAGGACCUCGAGUACCACGAGCUCCUGGACAAGGCUUCCAAGUGCCAGAGUCCGCUGGAGCAAAUGUGCCACGUGGCCGCCUUCUCCGUGUCCUCCUACUCGACCACCGUCUACCGCACGGGCAAACCCUUCAACCCUCUGCUGGGAGAGACGUAUGAGCUGGACCGCCGGAGAGAGAGCGGCUACCGCUCCCUCUGCGAGCAGGUGAGUCACCACCCCCCUGCAGCAGCGCAUCAUGUGAUUUCUGAUCGUGGCUGGACCCUGAGGCAGGAAAUCACUGUUGCCAGCAAGUUCAGGGGAAAAUACAUCUCCAUUAUGCCCUUAGGCACAAUACACGCAAUCUUUGAAAGGGGCAACAAUCACUACACAUGGAAGAAAGUUACCACCACAGUGCACAACAUCAUCGUAGGAAAGCUAUGGAUCGAUCAGUCGGGGGAGAUUGACGUGGUGAAUCACACCACCGGAGACCGCUGCCACUUGAAGUUUGCGCCUUACAGCUACUUCUCCAGAGAUGUUGCCAGGAAGGUGACAGGUGUGGUGACGGACAAGGACGGCAAGGCCCACUACGUGCUGUCAGGCACGUGGGAUGAGAAGAUGGAGUUUUCGCGGGUAAUGCAGAGCAGCAGAGGAGAGAAUGGCACGGAGGGCAAACAGAAGACCGUCUACCAAACCCUCAAAGCCAGAGAGGUUUGGAGGAGGAACCCUCUACCUGAGGGAGCGGAGACCAUGUACUACUUCACUGCCUUGGCGCUGACCCUAAACGAGCUCGAGGAGGGCAUGGCUCCCACCGACAGCCGGCGGCGGCCCGACCAGCGUCUGAUGGAGGAAGGCCGCUGGGACGAGGCCAACUCGGAGAAGCAGCGGCUGGAGGAGAAGCAGCGCAGCGUCCGGCGGGAGCGAGAGAGGGAAGCUGCCAGCCAACGCACCUCCAGCCAGUCAGAAGAAGCUGUCGAUGAGGACUCUCUUACUGAUCCGUCCUUAAAAAGCAAGUACUACUACAUUGCCGCCUCCUCACGCUUUCAUUUCCGUUUGAAUCUUCUAUCUAGAUUGUUUCGUCUUUUUUUUUGUUGCGAACACAAUUUGUCUUGUCUUCCAGGCGCGCCUCAUGACAGCUACCAGGCACUUUGGUUCGAGCGCUGUGAGGACCAGAUCACAGGUGAGCAAAUCCAUAUCUAUAAGGGAGGCUAUUGGGAAGCCAAGGACCGUGGCAGCUGGGAGGGCUGUCUGGACAUAUUUUGACCUCGGCAUUGACGGCACAGUGCCCACAAAGAGACUGAUACAUCGAAGUCCCACACCUCCCACCUGGACAGUUGACUCCCUCCAGUGGCUCUCUGUUCUAAGAGAUCUCCAGGACUGUCGCUGCUGUCUGAUCCAGCGGGGGAGCAGGGUUUCUCCUCUGCCCCCCCCCUUUUCAUCCCAUUUCGGUUCCUGUCACCUAGAAUCUUAGCACCUAAACACCUUGUUGCCGUCACACAUCGGAAAGGACUGGAACAAAACAAACAAAUGUUGUGCUGCAUUGACUCGGGGUCAGGCUGAGGGGGGAGGAAAUGAAAUGCGCAGUGCUUCCAAAUCAUGGGUUGAUCAUUGUUUCUAGUCUCUCUGCUCAAGUCUGUCAGAUCAGCAGCAGAGCAGGUUUUGUGCUGAACACCCUGUGAGAUAAUAUAGUGUUCCUGUUGUCAUCCACAGCAUUGUGUGCUUUGGUGAAAAAAAAAAUAAGGGGUUAGACCUGGUUAAUAUAUAUACAAUUGUGUAUAGAUAUGAUUCAAAUAAUUUCAUUUAAAAAGUCAACUGGUGGCCUUCAAGACGUUAGCGAGGAUUUCUUGUUUAUCUCUCUGAUUUAGUGUCUUAAAUGUAAUGAAGUGACGGUUCUAGUGUGCUUGUGUGUAUGACUGCAUAUCUGCUCUUCCAUCACUUUACAACACUGCCACUGUGCAGUACACAGUGUUUAAAAAGAAGCGAUUGUCUGAAAGACAGAUUGAACCUCCAUACCCAUGUAUAGUAGGUAGAAGAGAUUUAUUUAUUUUUUUUCCAUCACAAAAGGCCUGAUGAUGAAAAUGUUGAUGGUGGAAAGUUUGAUUUGGCUAACGGGGCCCUUUCUCUUUGCCUUCUCUCGUUUGUGUUUAAAGUACAUUUAAAGGGGAUUUAAGGUUUCUUGGAUAAAAAUUCAAUCUUUGAAGAAGUAGGGAAAAAGACUACAUGGCUGCUGCAAUAUGGCAACAACGUGCUUGUUCCAGUGCUGAGAAAAUCUCACAUAAAUGCAGUUUUAUUUCAUAAUAAUUAUGGAAAUGACCCCUUUUUCACAAUAUUGGAAUACUAUUCUUUCCAUUUUGUACUGGGUGUGAUAUUUCUUUUUGUGUGUGAUGAGAGGAACACAUACAAAUAGGCAAAGGAAAAAAUUCAAAAUAAAUGCAAGUGGUGAAAAUUGACCUUUGUAUCUGCUGAAGAGUUCAUACAUAUGCAAGUACAUUUUGACACCAAAAACAUUGUGUGUGUGUGUGUGUGUGUGUGUGUGUGUGU
This is a messenger RNA of Anarrhichthys ocellatus (wolf-eel), 4095 nucleotides long. Its product is annotated as oxysterol-binding protein 1-like. Gene Ontology annotation, molecular function: sterol binding. The transcript has 16 exons. Lineage: Eukaryota; Metazoa; Chordata; Actinopteri; Perciformes; Anarhichadidae. The coding region runs from base 385 to 2817 and encodes 810 amino acids. The record is from RefSeq and is a predicted model, not a curated record. Gene Ontology annotation, cellular component: perinuclear endoplasmic reticulum; plasma membrane; cytosol.